Molecule: messenger RNA, 1954 nt
Organism: Penaeus indicus
Lineage: Eukaryota; Metazoa; Arthropoda; Malacostraca; Decapoda; Penaeidae
Product: peroxisomal membrane protein 2-like
Exons: 6
Coding region: 61-618 (185 amino acids)
Cellular component (GO): membrane; cytoplasm
Source: RefSeq, a predicted model, not a curated record
CUCAGUUAUUCCGUGUCAUCUUUUACAGACGAGGUAUUCAGAAUCGGGUAUCCAGUCAACAUGUUAGCGGCAGUUAUCCUCGACAAAGGGAUUCGUUCCUACAAUGGCUGCUUGUUCACUCGCCCUCUUCUCACUAAGGCUUGCACAAGUGCGUGUACAGCUGCCUUGGGAGACCUUCUUGGGCAGCUGAUAACUAAGCAGCCAAAUAUCAACUUAUUAAGCAUGGCAAGAUAUGCUUCUUUUGGUUUUGUGGUGACAGGACCCGUGGCUCACUACUUCUACAAGAUGCUGGAUAAGAUUGUGCCACCAACAGCAUAUGGUGCAGCCCUCAAGCGCCUUCUGGUGGAUAGGUUUACAUUCGCUCCUCUGCUGCUCUUGCUGUCCCUGUACAUACUUUCCAGGCUUGAGGGAAAAAGUCAUGACACAUGCGCCAGUGAAGUGAAGGCAAAGUACUGGGCAGCUCUUAAGAUGAACUGGAAAGUCUGGACUCCAGUGCAGUAUAUCAACAUCAACUACAUACCACAGCAGUAUCGAUCGCUCUUCGCCAAUAUUGUGGCCAUAUUUUGGAUUAUGUACCUCACCAACAAGAGGAGGCAGGCAAUGGCAAAAAAGAAGUAAUUUGAACUAAACUGUGAAAUGUUCUUAUAAGUGCAGCUUGUGAUGGAUAAUUUAUACACUAGUAUUUAUUAUACAUCUGUGAUUUUUUUAUAUACAAGUACAAUGUAGAGAAAAUGCCCUGGGAUAAUAAAAAGUUAUGAAGGUGGUGUGUAAGCUACACUUAUAUAUUUAAGGGUAUUAUACAUAUUAACUGUUGUCUCCUAAUACACUGUCAUAUUUCUUAGACAUCAUUUAUAGAGACUAGAUGUUAUUAUACUUUCAGGAUCACUACUUUGUUGGAAUGAAAAUAAGUACUACAAGGAAAUACUGAUUUUUCUCAUGGUUUAAAAGAUAUGCCAUUCAUACAAUUAUCUGCAUAUUGGAAAGAUAACCUAUUUUAAUUUAUCAAGAAGUAUCAAAAUUGACUGAAUUCACUUAAUUGUUGUUCUUCAAUUACAAGAUAAUGUUAUGAAUUUUAAAUACAAGGAAUAAGGUAGAUAUUGACUGAUAUGACUGGACUUCAUUUGUAUUUUAUUACGAGAAAAUAGACUCAUGAAAGGCUAUUGUCAGUCUCAGGUAUCCAGUACGUGGGAGACAAAACACAGCAAAAAUUUUCACUCCAAAAAUGUUGAAAUUAUCUAUAAUAAAAACAUCCAAAAUUAUAAUUAUUUAAGUGGAAAUAAUUAUGUACAAAAUCAGACAAAUGAAAAUCUAGUCCUGAAUGUAGAAACAGCUCUGAACAUUGAAGGACCAAGUCAAUUUGGGAGACUAGGAAAUAAGGCAAUUGAGUGAAUUAUAAUCUUCCUUGAUUUUGUCACAGUUACUAAUAUCUUUUUUGUUGCAGAGAGUAUGUAUAAUACAUUUCUGGUGUUAAGAGAGUUAUUCAUUAUUUUUUAUGUCUAUAAGGAAAUGUCAAUUAUGGAGAAUAAUGUUUGGUACAUAGCACUGGUAUUGCUCAAUUUUACAUGGAGGUUUUAUAUAAAAUGUCAGUUUAUAUUCUUAAACCAGAUGAACAUUAUUUUCCACUAGACUUGUUAAAUAUAUUGAUAUAGAUGUAAAAAAACUUUCUGUUUUAAACUUUUCAAAGUCUAAAAAAGUAAGUUUUUUGUGUCAAAUUUUGAAAUGCAGGUGUCUUGUUAUUUUUUAUAAUAACUUUAUUGAGAUAGAAAUAUGUAUUGAAAUAGAUGUUUAUUCUACAGGCAUAAUGGGAGCAAUUAUUUCAUUUAGCAAUUUGUUAUUUGUAUGUGGUAAAUAAUUGACUUUGCUCAGAUUUUAAUGUUACUAUAUAAUUAUGUUCAAUCGUUUGUGCAAUAUUUAGUUUUACAUAAAUUUACAAUUUUACAUCAAAUCUAAUAAA